Molecule: messenger RNA, 9891 nt
Organism: Psammomys obesus (fat sand rat)
Lineage: Eukaryota; Metazoa; Chordata; Mammalia; Rodentia; Muridae
Product: sulfotransferase 1C2
Exons: 9
Coding region: 246-1151 (301 amino acids)
Biological process (GO): sulfation
Cellular component (GO): cytoplasm
Molecular function (GO): sulfotransferase activity
Source: RefSeq, a predicted model, not a curated record
CAGGCUUUGGGCUCUUUCUAUUUGAAUCAUAAGUGUGGCUACACCCUAGUCAUUGCCCAUUUAGACUCUCUGUCAGACUAGGGAGAAGCUCAAGCAUGGAGCUCUGCUAUAAAGCCAGGAGCCUGAAGAUAGUGGGAAAUGUUUCUCUAGAUGUACUUUUGUACUCACUGAACACUGAGCAGUCCAGCCUGGGGAUUACUGACAACUACAACUUGAAGGGACUGGACCCUCCACCUUGAGACACUAUGGCCCUGACACCAGACUUGAACAAACAAACAAAACUGAAAGAGGUAGCAGGGAUCCCCUUGCAGGCUGCAACUGUAGACAACUGGAGGCAGAUUCAGACCUUCAAGGCCAAUCCAGAUGACUUCCUCAUUUGUACUUACCCUAAAUCAGGAACAACAUGGAUUCAAGAAAUUGUGGACAUGAUUGAGCAGAAUGGGGAUGUGGAGAAGUGCCAGCGAGCCAUCAUUCAACACCGACAUCCUUUUAUUGAGUGGGCACGGCCACCCCAGCCAUCAGGUGUGGAUAAAGCCAAUGAGAUGCCAGCUCCAAGAAUACUAAGGACCCAUCUUCCCACUCAGCUGCUGCCACCAUCUUUCUGGACAAAUGACUGUAAGUUCCUUUACGUGGCUCGAAACGCAAAAGACUGCAUGGUUUCCUAUUACUACUUCUAUAGGAUGAGCCAGGUGCUCCCUGAUCCGGGCACCUGGGACGAGUAUUUCGAAACCUUCAUCAAUGGAAAAGUAAGUUGGGGAUCCUGGUUCGACCAUGUGAAAGGAUGGUGGGAAAUACAAGACAGACACCAGAUUCUCUUCCUUUUCUAUGAAGAUUUGAAGAGGAACCCAAGGCAUGAAAUCCAGAAGGUGAUGCAGUUCAUGGGAAAGAACUUGGAUGAAGCAGUGCUGGAUAAAAUUGUCCAGGAGACAUCAUUUGAGAAAAUGAAAGAGAAUCCUAUGACAAAUCGUUCUACAGUCCCCAAGUCUAUCCUGGACCAGUCCAUUUCUCCUUUCAUGAGAAAAGUUUCAGAUAUCAGCAUUCCUAAACUGAGAACAGCAGGAGCAGCUUGUGGUGAGAUCAGGGAUCCAGGAAACAUAACACGAGCUAGAAUGCCAAUUGUUUCUAUUACUCAAAUCUACACUUUCUCCUGAAAUGCUAUGUGACGACUACUUGGCUCCAGCACGGUGUUACUGCCAGAAAGAGCCAUUAGACGGUGUGGUGAAAGGCAGUAAGCGGAAGGUAGGUGACUGGAGCAUCGGGAAGGGAAUGCGGACUCAGCCCUUGCUUUUCCUUUUCUUUGUUUCACUGUAGCUCUGUGGGCAGCUUUGCUCUGCCAUUUACGCCCAUCAUGAUAUUUUGUUCAUCUGACAAUGGAAUGUAAAUUCUAAAACCAAGAGCCAAAAUAAACCUUUUGUCUUUAUAAGGUGAUCAUCCCAAAUACUUGUUAUGGUGAAAGAAAGCUGGCUAACACAUUCACAGUAAGGCGGUCAUAAAAUACUCUUCCCUGAAAAACAUCCUUAAUUUUGUUGAACUUAUAAACAAUUGUUUAUUUACUGCUGAGAUUUAAGUAUAGGUGCAUAAGUAAUUGGCACCAUAUAUAUAUAUACACCAUAUAUAUAAAAAAGAUUUUAUAUUCUAAUUGGAUUUUAAAUUUUUAUUAUUUGCUUGUAAGUUUUCUUCACAUCUGUAGUGUAGUUUUCUUCACAUUUUCUAGGUAGACUGUCUACUCUUAUAAUUCUAAACCAAACAUAAGUCUUUACGCCAGCUUUCUUUCAAGGUUAAGUUCAUAACAGCUCAGAGCCAGUCUUGAUUACUUAAUGAGUUACCUGUGUCUCCAACCCUGUACUGGUUAGCAUGAGAUUCAGGAGUAAACUGAGGAAGCUUGGUGUAUUAAGUUUGAAGUCACCCCAUACAGACUACCACUCACACACGAUAUUGGCAAGAGUGUUUUAUUUCACAAAAACCUGCAUGCAGGGGUCAAAACAUUUCACAAAAUGGUGACACUAGACAAAGGCACACAGUUCUUUUUUAUAGGAAACUAGGGGAAUUCUAGCAAGGGUUAGAUAAUCUAAAACCUCAUUGGUGGGUGCUGGGGAAGUUACAAGGGUUGAUUCCUAAUUGGCUAGGAGUUCAGCGGGCUGCAUUCCUGUGCCAAGAAUGUUUAACUACAGGAUGAAAUAAGGCUGCCCAGCACAGAUGCCCCAUUCUGAGAUAAAAUAUUUUUCCAUUUUUGUGGUUAUUUCCAGGCUGUUACUUGGGUAGGGGAUUUUAUGGUCUUGUUCUGGAAAUUGGUGACAUAUGGACUAGUUCCUAGGACUAAUGACUUUUCUUUUAAAGUCAGGCCUGGUCUUAAAAUGGAGAUAAAAUGGAGUUUAUGCCAUCCUCUCAAGCCUCUUCAGUUCUGGUUUUAUACUACUGAGGAUUUUUCUAUGUAUUAAGUAUUUAAAAUAGCAGUACUUGAAAGAGAUACAUUAUAAAGCAUACUAUGUUAAUUUAGUAAGUAAAAUAUUGUAUUCAUAGCAUACAUAUUGGUAAUUUUUAAUUAUUAAUUUUGGAGCUAAUGAUUAACCAAGUAAAUGACACAUUAUAUCAUAGGUAUUAUUGAGUAAUUGUUAGAAUUAUAUUUUUAUAGACAAUUUUAGUUUUAUUAGAAUUGACUCAUGAUUAUUUCACUGCCAUGUCUCAUAGACCCAUGAUUAUUUCCUGGCAUGUCUCUAUACACAAAAUUCUAUAAAAGAAAGUUUUACAUUCUCUAUUUCUUGGCUAUCCAUUGUUUACUUAUUUUUAUUUAUGAUAAAUACUGAAAAUGUUUGAAUGUAGGAAAAAUUUGGAAAACCCUGUUGUUAAGGUCAAAGUCUGAGAUUACUGGGAAGCUGUGAGCUAGGUGCAAAAUGGUGGACUCCCUUUGUCUGCAAAUCUUCCUCUUCUCUCUCUGAGGGAAUCUUGGACCCCACACCCUCUACCUGAAGAACAUCAUGUAGCCCCUGUAGAAAUUACAGGUCCAACAGCCUUUCUCCUUCAGCAAGCACCUGGGAUUCCUGGAAUGCCUUCUGUGCUAAUGAGGUAUCUCAAUAUGUUAGCUCUUCACCUAAGGACCUUCUCCCACCCUGGAUAGUCCUACCCCCUCCACAAUGUUCUAUAUAGCCCUACUUUACCCCAAAUGAAAUUGAUCUCCCUGUCUGCAGUUGAUCCCAGAGUGUUGUCUUUUUUUUUUUUUUUUUUUUAACCUCCAAACUCCCUGUCCAUUGUCCCUGUCUCUCAUGGACUAAUACUGGCUGACAAUCCCUGGUGGCAGGGAGGGUCACAGGAAAAUUGGAUAUGAAACAUGAUUCAGUAAGGGGAAAGUAUGAGCCAAUUAAUAAACUUGAGGUUUGCUUGUGACUGACAAUAUGGUCAAUUUUGGAGAAAGUUUCGUCUCGUGCUCAGAAAAAAAGUAUAUUCUUUUGUGUUUGGAGGAAAAGUUCUGUAGACAUCCACUAAGUCCAUUUGAUUCAUGAUCUCUGAUAGUCGCAUUAUUUUUCUAUUUAGCUUCUGUCUUGAUGAUCUGUACAUUGGUGAGAAUAGGUUGGUGAAGUCUCCCACUAUUAAUGUGUUGGGAUUGAUUUAAGCUUUAAUAAUGCUUCUUUUCUGAAUGCAGGUGCCUUUGUUUAUGGGACAUAGAUGUUCAGAAUUGUGAUGUCCUCUUGGAACUGUUUUAUUUAUUUCCUUCACCUGUUUGAUUGUGGUUUCCUGUCUAUCCUUGUUUGGUUGGAUUUUUCCUUUGAUGAGAAUGAAGUGUCCUUUCUCAUCUUUUUGAUUAAUUAAGACUGAAAGUCUAUUUUAUUAGAUAUUAAGAUUGUUACUCCAGCUUGAUUUUUGGGUCUGUUUGCUUGGAAAACCUUUUUCCAGCCCUAUUACUCUGAGGUAGUGUUUAUCUUUGUUGGUGAGAUAUGUUUCGUAAAUGCCGCAGAAUGUUGGGAUCCUGUUCCCACAACCAUUCUGUUAGUCUGUGUCUUUUUAUUAAAGAGUUGAGUACACUGAUGUUAAUAGAUACUAGUGACUAAUUAUUGUUAGUUCCUUUUAUUGUGGAGUUGGUGGUAAUAAUGUGCUUGUGUGCCUGAUGUUUUUCGUUUGUUUUGGUUUUGAGUUUUUGUUUGUUUGUUUUUGGCUUUACUGUUGUGAAUUUAUCUAUAUCCUGUGUUUUCUUGGUUGUAGUUGACCUUGUUAGGUUGAAGUUUUCUUUCUAGUAUAUUCUGUAGGGUUGGUUUGGUACAUAGAUAUUGUUUAAAUUUAGUUUUGUCACGGAAUGUUUUCUCCAUCUAUGGUGAUUCAAAAUUUUAUUGGGUAUAGUAGUCUGGGUUGGCAUCUAUGCUCUCUUAUUGUCUGCAUGACAUCUGUCCAGGCCCUCUGGCUUUCAUAGUCUCUGCUGAGAACUCAGGUGUGAUUCUGAUAGGUCUGCCUUUAUAUGUGACUUGGAGCUUUUAAUAAUGUUUUCUUUGUUCUGUAGAUUUAAUGUUUGAUUAUUAUGUGAUGUAAGGCUUUUCUUUUCUGGUCUAGUCUAUUUGGUGUUCUGUAGGCCUCUUGUAUGUUUAAGAGCAUCUAUUUCUUUAUAUUGGGCAAAUUUUCUUCUGUGAUUUUCUCGAAAAUGUUUUCUGGACCUUGGAUCCUGGAAUCUUCUUUUUCAUCUAUUCCUAUUGUUCUUAGGUUUCAUCUUUUCAUGCUGCCUUUGUUUUCUUGGUUGUUGUAUGUCAGGAAUUUUUCUGUGUUAAUGUUUUCUUUGAGAGAUGUACCAAUUUCUCCAAUUGUAUCUUUAACACCUGAGAUUCUUUCCUCUUUCCCUUGUAUUUUGUUGGUGAUGCUCAUGUCUGUGGUUCCUGAUCUCUUCUCUAAGUUUUCCAUCUCCAGGAUAUUCUCAGUUUGUGUUUUCUUUAUUGAUUCUAAAUCUGUUUUUAGGUCUUGAACUGUUUUAUUUAUUUCCUUCACCUGUUUGAUUGUGGUUUCCUGUCUAUCCUUGCUUGGUUGUAUUUUCCUGUAUUUCUUUGAGAGAUUUGUUUGUUUCCUUUUUAUAUGCCUCUAAUAGCUGCAUGCGCAGAGAUUUAAGGUCAUUUUCCUGUGUUUCAGCUGCAUUAGAAUUUCCUUUGUUUUGGGAGGUUUCUGGUGAAGUCAUAAUGUCUUAGAUUUUGUUGAUUGUGUUCUUAUGCUGGCCUUUAGCAAUCUGGUUGUCCAUAGCCUUGGCUGUUUGUUUCUUGAACCUGCAUGGAAGAUUAGAUGUACCUGUCUCUGAAGUCUGGAAUAGUCUUCAGGAUGAAAAGAGAAGUCCAGGGGAACAUGAAUGGAUGCUGGCAUUACAGAUGUUACCACACUGGUGUGGGUGUUUCACAACUCAGAAGAAAGGUGCCUUGAAGGGAAGAGUACAGGUGCAGGCUCCUUGAAUGGUAUGGGUAUGGGCUAGGGGAGCCAUCUCAGGUAGUAGCUGAGGGGGCACAGACGCUCUAGGUGGAAGCUUUGGGGUGUGAGGUAAGGGUCAUCCACCACCUCUGGUGCCUCAAAAGGCAGCUGAGCUAUGGCUUACAAGUAUACCAGAUACUGUGUCUGGGCUCCACCAUCUUGGAUCCAAGAUUCUGUAUGAUAUUGUCCAUGUGGUCUCCACAGAGGGGCCAGUAGAAUGGGGGUUUGGAGGCUGAGAUGCUGUUCCAGGAAUCCAGCCCUCAGGGAAGCAUGAAGGAUCCACUGUCUGGCUUCUGGAGCAGAGGGUCCUUGUACCUGAGGGCCUGCAGAAUAUGCAGAAAGGGCAGGGGGCUCACAGUUCAUGACUCCUGGACACAGGAGACAGUCAUUGGGGUGGGGGGCUGAAUCUAAUUGCCCACAACUCCACUGAUGUCCCCUCCAGUCCAAGAAGCACUAAAGUCUGUGUUAUGGAUCCAACUACCUAUUUAGCCUAUUUACUCACCAGUUUUGCAGUCUCUGAUCUUCUGCCCCUCAGAUAUAGUACACACUGGUCACUGAUAUCUUGGAACCCACCUGUUGAAAUUUUAUAUGUUGUUAACAUAUUAUUUUCCGUUGUUCUCCCUGUUUUUACCAUUUUGAAUUUUUCAUUUUCACUUUAGCACAGCUUGGAAAAGGUCAAGAGAGACCAAAUGGUUUCCCAUCUAAGUACUACCCAGCCCUGACUCUGCUUAACUUCAGAGAGCAGAUGAGGUUGGGCCCAUUCAGGGUGGUAUGGCCUUAGAGAGAGUGGCCAUCUCUAAGACACCACAAGAGCCUACUGAGCUCUCCGGCCAUGGAGCCCAAAUGAGCUCAGGCCACCCCCAGAGCAGGGAUCAAGCUCUCCCAGGCAUGCCAGCCUGCAGGCCUGCUAGAACUUCCUUAGCUUUCCUCUGCCAGGCCUGGAGAAGGGGUCCAGUGCUAUCAGUGGCCAGCUUUCCCCCACCCCUACUGGCCCUUAUCUCCUGUUCAUCAUCUGCACUGCCACUCACCAGGCCCCACACAACCCCUGACCGGUUCCUGUAGCAGGUUUGCUGGGUCGCUGACCUGCUCCUUUUCCCUGGGCCUUGGGUCCAUUGUGAAUGUGCCUCUGGCUCCCCAAGGGGAAAAUCCAGUGUUGUUGACUUGUACUCCUCAGGGUGGUUCAGGACACGGGCUGACUUUGGACCUCGUUUCUGAUUUGCCCCACAUGGGGCCAGGGGCCAGGUAGGCACUGCCUUUGGGCUGGCUAGAGCCCUCAUCUAACCUACAGGCAUGUCUCUCUCUGGUGGAGAAGUCAUUGGGGUCGCAGUGGGGAGAGAAAGGGCUCAGAGAGAUGGGUCCCAGACCCUGCUUCGCCUAUGCUUUGGUGAUGUUCCUUCAGGGACGGCCACCACUGGCUUUCAGGGGAGCGAGACCCAGGCAAGGCAGCCAGCUUGCUUGGCUCAUCCUCCCAGACAGGGUAGAUACUGUCCUUCCCGUGCUCUCCCUGUACCUUGCCAGAACAGGUGCUCAGGUGGUUUUCCUCACCCUUGGGGCAUUGACUCCAUCUCAUCCUCCUUUUCCUCCUCCUCCAGCGAGUACAUCUCUGUGCUCUAGGAGAUUCCAGGAGCACUACAAGACCUAAUGCCCGAGUACAGUGGGAGAGAAAGUGAGUUGGUGGGUGGCCAGGACAGACUUGUAAUGCCAGCAGCUUCUCCAACUCCCAGUUCUGUCCCCACACCCAGUCCAACCCAUAUAUGCAAUGGUGCCAUCCAUUCCUCCACUUCAAAUGUGGAUUCCCUGGAUCCCUGAAACCGCUCUGGAGGGAGAAACAGAAGAUGGCCAAUGUGGAAGAUGUUGUCAGGGCUGACAGAUCCCACAGAACUUGGUGACCUAGCUUUUGGACAGUUGGGUCAGUAACCAGAACUAUCUUGGGUUAUCCUUAGUUCUACCCAACAACCCAACCACCACCUUCUAUCCCUAAACAGCAGCUAUCCACUCCUUUCCAUCACACAUCUUGGUCAGACUGUGACAAACACACACACACAGAGAAGCACAUUGAAUGUUCCCACACCCACAGCCACACCACAACAAACCCACCCACCCCAUUCCCACACAUACAGGGAAUGUUCCCUGGCCCAUACCCAUCCACACCCCUUCAACAAACAAACACACACAACACAACACAACACAACACAACAGAGGCAGGCCCACAUGUACACACAUUCAUGCCCACUAUACUAUAGGCUCUUAGAGGCAGGUGAGAGAACUGGGUUCAUCAUACGCUGCUCCUACAGGAUGGGGUAGGAGGGUCCACCAGCCUGCCUGGGGAAUUUGAGUGCCAGGUGUGGAGGUGUCCCAGGAUCUGGACUUCCAGGACAGCCUCAAAUCAAGACAGCUUCAUUCUGGUGUUUCCUGCCUGAGGGCUGUGACUCAGGGUCAAUUUCCAACCAUGUUGGAAGAGGACCUUUAUUUUUGUGGGCUGCUUGGGUGAAGGACCUGGUCUGGCUCUGCCUUGGGUCGCUGGCUGGUUCCAAAAGCAAUAGAGGGGAGGCAGUAAACCUCCAUCACCCAGCAUUAGCUUUAGCCAUCAGAAGCUAUGUGGUGCACUCAGGGUGGUACAACCUUCCAAGUGCUCUCCUGCAGCCAGACAGCCCCAACAGCCUGCUUCACUAGCCUGCCACCUAGUCCAGCUGAGCCCAGCACACUGACCUACCCCCUUCCUCUAGGGCACCUCUGAAGUCCCACCCAGGCUGGUGCUUUCUCAGAAAAUUGAAAAUAGUUUUACCUCAAGAUCCAGCUAUCCAACUCCUGGGCAUAUACACAAAAGAUGUGCCACCAUACACCAAGGACAUUUGCUCAACUAUGAUCAUAGCAGCUUUAUUCAUAAUAGCCAGAAACUGGAAAUAGCCCAGAUGUCCCUCAACUGAAAAAUGGUUGAAAAAACGUGGUACAUUUACACAAUGAAAUACCACUUAGCUGUUAAAAAAUUUGCAGGGAAAUGGAUAGAACUAGAAAAUACUCUCCUGAGUAAGGUAACCCAGACUGAGGAAGACACACAUACUAUGUCCUCACUUAUAAGUGGAUAUUAACCAUAUAGUACAGGAUAUCCAUAGCACAAUCCACAGACCCAAAGACAAUGAGUACCAAAAAGGGUCCAGAGGAAGAAUCUUGAAUCCCACUCAAAAUGAGAAAUAAAAUCGAUAUCAGAAGUAGUGAAAAGAGGGAACUGGCUGGGAGUGUAGGAAGGAAAACAUAUGUGGGUAUGUCAUGUGGGAAAGCAGAGGUGGGAGGUGGUAGAGCUGGCAUAGAUGUGAUGGAAUCUCUGGGACAAGCUGGAGACCUGGAACAGGAGAGGUUCUGGCAGGAAAUGGGGUGACUUUAGCUGAGAAUCCUAGCAGCAGGGAAUAUGGAGACUGAAGUAGUCACCCCUAUAACCAGGGAGGACUUCCAGUGGAGGGAGGGGAACAGCAACCCACCCACCAAACUUUUCAACAAAAAUUUACACUGCCUACAAGAUGGGCAGGGAUCGAUAUACAGCAGUUUGAGAAAAUGGCCAAGCAAUGACUGGCCCAAUGCAAGACCCACCCCAUCAAAGAGAGCCAACCCCUGUCACUAUUAAUGAUACUCUGAUAUGCUUGCAGACAUGAGCCGAGAUAACUGUCCUCUGAGAGACUCUACCCAGCUGCUGAAAAAAACAGAUGCUGAGACCCACAGUCAAACAUCAGAUGGAGAUCUGGAAAUCUUAUGGGAGAGCUGAGAGAAGGAUAGACCUUACUGAACUCCACAAGAAUGUCAACACAGACAACUAAACUAAAUCAGUGGGGACUCACAUAGACUGAACCUCCAACUUAAGUGCAUGCAUGGAUUGGACCUAGGCCCCCUACAUUUGUAUAGGUGAUGGAGAGCUCCAACCUUCCAUGGGUCCCUUAGCAACUGGAGUGUGUGUUGUCACUGACAUGAAUGCAGUUGCCUGCUUUUAGAUCACUUUUCCCUAGCUGGGCACCCUUGUCUGGCCUCAGUGGAAGAGUACGGGAUUAGUCCUGAUGUGACAUGAAGUAGCUGGGCAGAUUGACAUAGGGUGUGGGGGCUACCUUCUCUGAGAAGAAGGAAAAGGAAAAGAAGAAAUCAGAGAGUGGGACUGAGAGGAGAGGAGAGGAGGAAGGGGACUGGGAUUGGUAUGUAAACUGAGUAAAUAAAUAGAAGAGAAAAAAGUAAACACUUGCAGGGAGAGAAUGAUCAACCAACCGUCAGAAAGAAAGAUACAUUCUGAGUGUGGAGCUGCCUGCAAACUGUAACAGAGUGUUAGAGUUGCAGUGCUCACAAAGUUUCACUCAUGGAGGGGUGGGUUUUCUAGUGUUUCCACUGUUGAUUUAUCCUUGGUUUUUGUAACUCCUCUUCCAUGAUCUCUGGAAAGUGAAGUAAAGACAGUGGUCAUCCAAAUUAAACAUGGGUAUAUUCAACCUA